CCGCGCCCGCCACCGCUUGGAGCAAGACGACGCCUCGCAUCCCGCUCCUCCCGUACGUCCUCCUCGGCCUCGCUUCCACCGUCAUGUCACAGGAGCCGGACACGGAGGAGGAAUGGGCAGCUGUGGAGCGGCGAGGUGCUCACCUGGUAACGGGGGCGGCGGAGCGCCCCUUCAUCAUCCACGGGUUCAACACCUACUGGCUCAUGUCCUUCGCCGCCGACGAGGCCACGCGUCCGCGCGUGACAGCGGCUAUAGCCGAGGCUGCCGGGGCGGGGCUCAACGUGUGCCGCACCUGGGCGUUCGCUGACGGAGGGUACCACGCGCUGCAGACAGCGCCAUUCUGCUACGACGAGGAGGUGUUCCAGGCGCUAGAUUUCGUGGUCAGCGAGGCAAGAAGGUAUAAGAUGCGGUUAAUACUGUCACUAUGUAAUAACUGGGAAGAUUAUGGAGGGAAGGCACAGUAUGUAAGAUGGGGUAAGGAGGCUGGAGUAGAUCUUACUUCUGAGGAUGACUUCUUCUCUGAUCCAACACUUAAAGGGUACUACAAAGCUUUUGUUGAGGCUGUUUUGUCAAGAGUAAACACAAUCACAAAUGAGACCUACAAAGACGAUCCUACCAUUCUUGCCUGGGAGCUGAUUAACGAGCCGCGCUGCCCUUCAGAUCCAUCAGGCGAUACGCUGCAGGCAUGGAUAGAAGAGAUGGCAUCUUACGUGAAGUCUAUAGAUACUAUGCACCUCGUGGAGAUUGGUAUUGAAGGGUAUUAUGGUCCGUCUACUCCAGAACUUUUGCUCGUCAACCCAGAUGAUUAUUCAGGGCAUGUUGGAACGGACUUCAUCAGGAACCAUCAAGCAAUGGGAAUUGAUUUAGCUUCAGUUCAUAUUUAUUCAGACACUUGGUUGCCUGACUCAACAGAGGAGAGCCACGUUCAGUUUGUGAACUCUUGGAUGCAGCAACAUAUUGAUGAUGCAGCAAACUUGCUGGCCAUGCCCAUCGUGAUCGGGGAGUUUGGAUUAUCACUGAAGGAUGGCAAGUUUGAAAACGAGUUCCGCGAAACUUUCAUGCAGACAGUGUACAACAAUUUCUUGUGCUCUUGGGAGAGUGGAAUGAUUGGAGGAGGCUGCCUUCUGUGGCAGCUCUUCCCUGAAGGUGCAGAACACAUGGAUGAUGGUUAUGCAGUUAUUUUUGCAAAAUCACCAUCCACAUUCAACCUACUUGCAAAUCACUCAAGGAAGCUAGAAUGCUGAGAUUAUGCUGCUUCCCCUUCCCCUGCUACAUGGUUUUUCAAGCUAAGAAUUUUACUGUAAAGUUAAAUGCCUUAUAUGUAUAUCAUGUACCCUAAUAGUUGGUCUCUGGUUCAAAAGUAUGUGGUACCGUGAAAAAAGGUAGAGAUUGAAUUGUGCAAUAAAAUUUUGCCCCUCCAUCCUGCACAUAUUAUACUAAAAAAAUAUCUUUAAUAUGUUGGCAUUUUCGUUCCGUUUUAUGCAUUUGUUUGUCAUAUACGUAUAUGCAAACAAAAUUGCAUUGAAUGGUACAAUUCAUCUCCAGAACGUUGGGUAAGUGUAAUAUGGACAUUUGAUAUCGUGAUAGAAUCGUUAAGGUUUAUUAAAGAGGGUGGAUUUGGUGAGCACAUGGGCACAUGGCCAGAUAUGUUUAAUAUGUCACUUGCCCUGUCAUGUACUCCUAUAUAGUUUUCUAUUUUUGUUUCUCAAUUAUUACGGAGGCACAGCUCUGGUGUUUGUAUUAGAGUUGUAGUUCUGCAAAUGCUGCUUCUGUAGAAAACUGCAAGUGUUGUGAUCACGGUAGCAAAUGUACAGCUGGAAUUUCUCAAAUAUACAAUCCUUGAAUCAUGCAGAUGUACAUUAAAG
This is a messenger RNA of Triticum dicoccoides, 1865 nucleotides long. Its product is annotated as mannan endo-1,4-beta-mannosidase 8-like. Bases 84 to 1244 code for a protein of 386 amino acids. Gene Ontology annotation, molecular function: mannan endo-1,4-beta-mannosidase activity. Lineage: Eukaryota; Viridiplantae; Streptophyta; Magnoliopsida; Poales; Poaceae. The transcript is spliced from 5 exons. The record is from RefSeq and is a predicted model, not a curated record. Gene Ontology annotation, biological process: polysaccharide catabolic process.